UGUAUGCACACGUUUGUCUGCAGAUCAGCGCGACCGAGGGAGGGCGCGGCCGGCGGCGGGAUGGAGCGGUACGGCUCGCUGGGCAUGCUGCUGGACGGCGGCGGCGGAGGAGGAGCCGGAUCCGGCGAGCUGCCGCCGGGGUUCCGGUUCCACCCGACGGACGAGGAGCUCAUCAGCUACUACCUCCUCCGCAAGGUGCUGGACCACGGCUUCUCCGGCGCGCGCGCCAUCGCGGAGAUCGACCUCAACAAGUGCGAGCCGUGGGAGCUGCAGGACAAGGCGUGCCGGGCCACGGCGGAGAAGGAGUGGUACUUCUACAGCCUCCGCGACCGCAAGUACCCGACGGGCCUGCGCACCAACCGCGCCACGGGGGCCGGCUACUGGAAGGCCACGGGCAAGGACCGCGAGAUCCGGAGCACCCGCAGCGGCGCCCUCGUCGGGAUGAAGAAGACGCUCGUCUUCUACCGGGGCCGCGCGCCCAAGGGGCAGAAGACCCAGUGGGUCAUGCACGAGUUCCGCCUCGAGGGCACCUUCGCCUACCAGUUCUUCUCCAACAACACCACCAGGGACGAGUGGGUGAUCGCGAAGAUCUUCGUGAAGCCGGGCACGGUGCCCCCGCCACGCAAGUCCCGCUACGGCCUGAGCAGCGGCGCCGGCGACACCUCCUGCUUCUCCGACUCCACCUCCGUCUCCAUGGGCUGCGGUGGCGGCACCUCCGCCUCGUCCGCGCCGCGCAACCAGCUCCAGGAUACCAGCUCGCUGUUCGCCGUGGCGCACGCCGCUGCCGCCGACGGCGAGAGCAGCUCCUACGGCGCCCACGCCAACAACAACAGCAACAGCGCGGCGGCCAACUGCCGUGAGCUCGUGCCCUGCUUCUCCAACCACGCCCAGACGGAUGCCACCCUCCUCGGCAUCGGGCAGUACGACCCGGCUCCGCUCGCCUUCGAGCCGCCGCUGGCCUUCUUCCAGGGCGCCCGCACGGCGCCGGACAACAACAACUUCCAGCUGCCGACCUUCUUCUCUGGCGGCCUGCAGUCCGGAGUGUCCCCGCUCGGCAUGGGAGGAGGGGCCUUCCAGUACUGGCCGUCCUCCGGCUACGAGAUGAAGCUGGAGGGCGCCGUCGGCCGCGCGCCGGCCCAGAUGGCCGUGGGGCCAGGCCAGCUUGAUGGCUCCGGCUGGAACUUCUAGAUCAGUACGCAUGCAUGACAGUCAUCGUUUGCUAAUCAUGCAUCAUGCCAUUAUCAGUUAUCACUAUGCAUGUGUCGUUAGUUAAGUAGCAGUAUCGAUCAUUAUGCUGUAGCAAGUGUCGAUUAUCUAUUGCUCUCCGAUUAUCUGGUAGCACAGAAGACUUCACUAGCGAAGUACUGAACUGGUAGCUAAGCUCCGUAGUAAUUUGUGGGUUAAUUAUUAGCUUGUCGUAUGGUGUAUCACUGGAUCAGACUAUGCCUAGUUUCUGUAAUGCUGUCAGUUCGUAUUGUGUAUCAGUAGAUCGAUCAUGUGUACCAGUGCUAGUGUAUCAGAACCUUAAUUUGUUGAAAUCAAUGUAUUGUAUUUGUAUCA
This is a messenger RNA of Lolium perenne, 1560 nucleotides long. RefSeq lists its product as uncharacterized. Lineage: Eukaryota; Viridiplantae; Streptophyta; Magnoliopsida; Poales; Poaceae. Gene Ontology annotation, molecular function: DNA binding. Gene Ontology annotation, biological process: regulation of DNA-templated transcription. The record is from RefSeq and is a predicted model, not a curated record.